Messenger RNA from Rhincodon typus (whale shark), 1537 nucleotides. RefSeq names its product tetraspanin-18. The record is from RefSeq and is a predicted model, not a curated record. The coding region runs from base 384 to 1133 and encodes 249 amino acids. Gene Ontology annotation, cellular component: membrane. The transcript is spliced from 10 exons. NCBI's taxonomy places the organism in Eukaryota, Metazoa, Chordata, Chondrichthyes, Orectolobiformes, Rhincodontidae.
UAAGCAGGCCAAACAAAUCUAUUUUAUGGCACUGCUGAUUUCCCAGAUGCUGUUGGAGCCAGUUAUGGCACAGAUGAGCUCAGGCACUGGUGGAACAUACAGGCAAACGGUGAGGUGCCAAAAGAAAUCAGACAUACGACAGAGGUCUGAGUUUAACAGAACUAACUGUGCAGCUUUGCCUACUGAUAUGAUGCCAAGUAUUCAUGGCUAAAGAAAAUUGCUGUGCUGCAAAUCCAUGAAUCUCUAUGAAUAGGACUGAGAAACCGAUACAUUUAUUGAACUAAAUUAAAAUACCCUGGUGUGAACCCAUAACCUCUGAAUUAUUAGCACUGACCUCUGCAUCUCAGGUCCUGGAACAUUGAAAGCUGCUUAAAACAAUUGAAAUGACUGGAUUUCAAACAGAAAAGUCUCGGACCUGUAUAAAGUAUCUCAUGUUCCUGUCCAAUACUUUAAUUUUUGCAGGGGGGAUAUGUCUGCUGGGAGUUGGCAUCUGGGUUACAACAAAUGCCAAUGGCUUCAAGAACAUUGUGACUUCAAAUCCGUUGAUCUAUACUGGGGCUUACAUCAUCCUGUCAGUUGGGGUAAUUCUCUUCUUCCUAGGGUGCUUAGGUUGCUGGGGAGCCAUCCGAGAGAGCAAACAACUGCUUAUGACUUUUUUGCUAUUGAUUCUGAUCAUUUUCAUCCUGGAGUUAGUUGCAGCUGUCCUUGCACUAGUCUUCAGAAAACAGAUACGAAAGGAUUAUUUCUUAAAGGAAUUGCAGAUGAAGUACAAAGGAGACAAUUCUACAGAUGCAUUUUCAAAAACCUGGAACGCCAUUAUGAUGGAUUUUUCAUGCUGUGGUGUAAAUGGGCCUCAAGAUUUUGGACAGAAUUCCACUUUUCAUGAACUCUUCCCCAAUAUGCUGUUACCUGAAGCAUGUUGUAAGAAGAACAAAACAGCCCUUGUCUUCCUGGACAAGAACAGAUGUUUUCACGGAGGUGCUGGCUACAUAAACAGUAAGGGAUGUUUCUCAAUGAUUGCAGAGAAUUUUCGGAAUUAUGUCCAUCUGGUUGGAGCAUUUAGUAUAAUAGUGCUUUUAAUUGAGCUUGUUGCUAUGGCUUUUACUACCUUUGUGUACCAGACCUAUAACUAAUAAUGGCAAUUGUCAGGCAGAAGACACAUACAAAUCACUUUUGAACGAAGGGAGAGGAGAAAGCAGACAACAAGAAACACAUACAGGACAAUGACUGUGGUGGAUGUGCAGAGCCAGCUAUGAUUUAGCAAAAAUUCAUUUAAAUGACAAUGUGAAAUUGGGUUUGAAAAGGAAUGAAGCAAACUUUAAUAAUGAAAAAGGACAUUCCAGCCAUUUUUAUAUUGUCCGCUCAAUUAUUAUAAUUGUAAUUAUUGUAAUUAUAAUCUCUGUUUUGUCCUGUUAAGAAUGUGCUACUUAACUUUUUAACAGUGUUGCUGCCCAUUUUUAAAGGCGGUGUAGUGAGGUACAAAUGUAAUGUUGAGCUAAUUAUAUUACAGUGUAAUAAAUAAGUAUUGUGAUAUGAA